AAUUACAGACAUAGCCUGCUUUGAUUAGAUAUGAACAACUUAUGCAAGACACCUGUCGUCUUACUGCAUGAAAACGAAGCGAAGCAGCAGACGCACGUUGAUGGUUAUGCUGCAAAGCGCAGAGACGAAUUCUACCUACAACAUUUAAAAGGUACCGUUUGUUCAUUGGAAGCACCAUCGCAUAAAUCGACAAAAUGUGGAACAGGAUUACGCAAUAUAGUUGGAUCCAAUCCAGACUUCACUGUGGAUGGAUUUAACUAUGACAAAAACAACAACAACUGCAGCGAUGGAUUGCUUCAAGGCAAUAUAUGCAAACAAAAUGGAAGUUCAAAAACCAAGAAAACUUCUUCUGGAUCCUCAAAAAGACGACGAAGUAAUGGAAGAAAAGUCGCCAUAGCUGCACCAUCCUCUAUUAGAUCUUCUGUGAGCAAAUUAGGAAGAUGUGGUUUUGGUUCAACCAAGCGCAGUAGUGGAGAUUCAAAGAUUCAGAAUUUGGCCAAGAGGUUUAGAAGCAGUGAGUACUUGGCAAGAUCCCCCAAUCUUUCUGAAAAGCCAGGAUUUCAGAAUGAUUAUCUUGGAAUGAGCGAGACAUGCGUCAUGUAUGAUGAUUAUGUUGUCAUAGAGAAAAGCUCUGAAAAGUCCUAUGUUCAUUAUUAUGAAAAGUGGUCGAACGAAUCAGAUAAAAGUUCUCCAAAUGCAAGCUUAGCAACACCUGAUAGCACACUGUACUGCUACGAGGAGGCCGCAUUUGAUGAUAAAUCGGUCACUGGGUGUGAGUUUAGUGAUAUUGGUCUUGCCAUCUUUGCCGUGACAUCUCUGGAUAAGCUGGACAUCCGCGAUGUCUAUUGGCAGAUGAAAGCAAAAGAAUAUUACUCUCAUCCUAGCACAUCUCUUUGUGAACAAAAAAUCAUAACCCAGCGCUGUCGAUUCAUCUUGGUGGAAUGGUUAGUGAUGGUAACCCACCAUUACAAGAUACAAGGUGAAACAUUACAUCUUGCUGUAAAUAUUCUUGAUCGAUAUUUGGAGAGAGAAUUUGUCACAAUAAGAAAGAAAUAUCUUCAGUUGAUUGGAAUCACUAGCUUGCUUAUUGCUGCUAAACAGCUUGAAGUUGAAAUUCCACCAGUUUCUGCCUGCUUGGGUCUUUGUAGAAACCUCUACACUCGCCCACAACUGCUAUCAUUGGAGCGUGUUCUGUUGAUCACAAUAGGAUUUGAUUUAAACGUUCCAUCAUCACACUUGUUCUAUGACACCAUUAUCAGCAUCCAUUAUGAUGUUUACGUGCAGAAAUGUCAUGUUGUGUUGGUGAAAGAUGAACCAGCGGAUGUACAAGAAUAUUUCAUUGCUUUGCUUUGUCUUGGUCGAAGUUUUCUUGAGAAGGGUCUCACCAACUACCAGUUUGUGCAGUUUCCUCCUUCUGUUGCUGCAAGAGCUGCCUUUCGUCUUUCUACUUCAAUUCUAGAUGAACCUGCAUCUUCUGUUGGGUUAAAAGUCUUCCAAGAUUACUCCUGGCCAAAAUAUGAUUCCAGGGCAUCUUUUAAUGCUGGUUCCUGGGAUGGAGUAACCAUCACAGAGGAAGAGCUGUUGGAAUAUGAAGAGGAGAAUGUCCUCUCUUGUCUCCACUCCAUUAGAUCCUUGUAUGAUGAAGCUGAGCUGAAGAGUUUCAGUAGAUCAACAGCUGCGUUUGUUCCCAAGUAUCUCUACUGAGGUAUGGUGUAAAAAUAGCUUAGCAAAUUGAUGGAUUAUUUGGAAUGUGUUUACCAAGAUUGUAAAUAUCAUGUUGGACAAUUUGUGUUUUCUGUGUUUGAUUACUUAUCUGCCUUGUUACCGUUGUAGAAAUUUAGGUAAAAUUUAAUUCACUAAAAAAAUUGUCAGUUAGGUUCAAGUUUUCUUUGUUGCUUAUUGUUCUCUUACUUUCCUUAUUAUUCUUGUUGUUUGUUUGCACUUUAUCGUCACAAUUCCUUCUUUCUUUUAACUCGGACGGUGUCGAGUUUACCUAUCCGAUUGUGACUUCAGUUUGGACAAUUUACUUCUUUUCCAACUCUUUAUCCCGGGUAAUUAACCGUGACCCCAUGUUUUAUUAAAAUAAAUCAAGUACAGGUGCAGUAAAUAACACUAACACCAUUAUUACCCAUUAUACACAUGGGCGUAUACAGCGAAUAUUUCAAAGUUCGGAGGGAAUAUUUUAGUGUCAUACAGAUUUGCUGCAAUAGAAAACUUAAAAUUAAUGAUCUUUGAAUGUUGUAUCUAGUAAUGCUUUAGUUGCAAAUUGUGUAGCGUGAUUUGUUUGAUAUUUCUUCCGGUACUGCCAUGACCAUUUUCUGCAGUGUUGCCUAUGCUGUGAGUUGGCUGUUUGUUUCUUUGUGUUGUUUGUUGUUAUUUCUUCCAUAUCUAAAUAAAGCAGAACAAGCAA
Molecule: messenger RNA, 2410 nt
Organism: Ciona intestinalis (vase tunicate)
Lineage: Eukaryota; Metazoa; Chordata; Ascidiacea; Phlebobranchia; Cionidae
Source: RefSeq, a predicted model, not a curated record